AAAUUAACCAUCUUGGUUAAAGCUAGCCGGCUAGCUGCUAACUCAGACUGACGCCAUUAGUUAGGGGAAAGAAGGCGUAAGAAUCAAGAAGAACGAUCCGGUUCCGAUUUUAGACCCAUUCUCCUUUCAGCUACGGACUGAUACCGUUAAAAGUUCGGGUUGUGUGAGCUGUCAGGGAGCUGUUCUGAUGAUUUUAGCCUCUUUUUUAAAGUCGGAAGUCGGUGCACGGUUCUGACGGAGUUGGCAUUGUUAGCAGCUCGGAAACAAACGUCUGUUUUUCUGGAGGAAAACUCGAGGAUUUUGUUUUUUUUGGGGGGGGAAUAAAGUGACACCAUGGCAACAGCGGGGGCGGCCGGAACCAGCGGCAGAACCUACUCCUUUAAAGUGGUCCUACUGGGGGAAGGCUGCGUGGGGAAGACGUCGCUAGUGCUGAGAUACUGCGAGAACAAAUUCAACGACAAACACAUCACAACCUUGCAGGCGUCCUUCCUCACAAAGAAGCUCAACAUCACAGGGAAGCGGGUCAACCUGGCCAUUUGGGACACGGCGGGUCAGGAGCGUUUCCACGCGUUGGGUCCAAUCUACUACAGAGACUCCAACGGAGCCAUUCUAGUCUACGACAUCACAGACGAAGACUCCUUCGAGAAGGUGAAGAACUGGGUGAAAGAGCUGAGAAAAAUGUUGGGAAACGAGAUUUGUUUAUGUAUAGUAGGUAAUAAAAUAGAUUUGGACAAAGACAGACACGUCUCAGUGGAAGACGCUGAGAGCUAUGCAGAGUCGGUGGGAGCCAAACACUACCACACAUCAGCCAAGCUAAAUAAAGGCAUAGAGGAGCUGUUCCUGGAUCUGUGUAAACGCAUGAUGGAGACAGCUCAGGCGGAGGAGAGAGCAAAGGGCAACGGAGCCAGCCAAUCAGCAUCGAACAGGCGGGGCGUACAGAUAGUCGACGACGAGCCGCAGGCCACGCCCGCCGGAGGAUGCUGCUCCUCUGGCUAACACACACACACACACACACACACACACACACACUGCCUGCAGACAUGAAACCAACACAUACAUUUAUCCGUCUGCCAUCCAGUUCGUCCGCUUGAAAAUAAACUUCGCCUCUGCUGCUGAGGAUCAUGGGAAAUCAUAUUUAAGUUCUUGGUCUGUGUUCGCUCCAGAAUAAAAUUUAUCCGAGUGUGCUUCUGUCGCACGUUGAUCUCUGUAACCCGUCUCUCUGUGUGACAUUAAACAUGGCGGCUCCUGGUUUCUUUCUUUGUGUUUGGGAGUGAAGCUGCUGUGUCUUUAUUAACCUUCGGUGGCGCGACGGCUCCACCUGCUGGACGGAGGUGGCAGAGUUUUCUUUUAAUCGGUUUGUUGGCAGGAAAACCUCAAACGCAUUCACAGUUGAAGCGUCUCUGAAACAAGGAGCUACUGAGCAUGCUCAGAAAAACUGCAGAAAUAAAGCAGCUGGGUUUCUUCACAGAACGAGAAAGAAAAAGCUCUGAACUUGCCCUGUAAUCAAACUAAAAACAGCCAGUAAAAACGUUUCUAAGGGCUCCAGUUAGAGCUGCACUCAUCUAAAUAACUCCAUGUUUAAUCAGGAAGUGAACUGGAAACUUAACGCCAGGAUUUAUCGUUUAUUAAAUUUCAUACACUGUAAAAAACUGAUUUCUGAUCACAUGUUGCUCCUCUGAUUUGUAACUUUAAAAGACGUGACAGAAAAUCAAACAUAGAUGGAAAUAAUGAUCAGUUGUCAGAUAUUUUAAUGAUUGAUAAAAGAUGUAAAGAAAAAAGUAGUCUAUCUCCAGCUACACAUGUUUGCAUUGGUGUUUUAUGUCUGAUUUAUUUUGUGUAACUAAAGGUUUACGAAAUAAAACCCUAAAAUGUUUAUUUCUGUCAAAAUCAAAAUCAGAGCUUCAGCUUUUAUGUUCAGAUUCUGCCCUAAAAUUACAUCUUAUUUCUCCAAGAUUCAAAAAUAUUUUCCACAUUUAAACAGAAAAAUGAACAACAACGUGUUGUUGAUGUGCCAUUAUUAUUAUUAUUAUUAUUACUGAUUAUCGGAGGAAUCUUCUUCGCUUGGCUCUGCUCCUCUUCAUCACUUUGGAUUUUCCUUUUCUCCCUGAACAGAGAAGUUAAACUGUGCAUGUUUGAUUCCUAUAAAUGGCUUUGUUUGUCUCACUUUUAAACAAAAUAAAAUAAGUUAUUUUACAGU
This is a messenger RNA of Poecilia latipinna (sailfin molly), 2197 nucleotides long. RefSeq names its product RAB21, member RAS oncogene family (gene rab21). Lineage: Eukaryota; Metazoa; Chordata; Actinopteri; Cyprinodontiformes; Poeciliidae. The record is from RefSeq and is a predicted model, not a curated record. Gene Ontology annotation, biological process: Rab protein signal transduction. Bases 334 to 996 code for a protein of 220 amino acids. Gene Ontology annotation, molecular function: GTPase activity; GTP binding. The transcript is spliced from 7 exons.